AUGGAAGGCUCGACUGGGUACUAUCCAUACGAUGGCAGCUUAAAUACCGACGGCGGCACUCCUCAUUUAGAUCCCAACGAAAUUUCAAGACUGCCCCCGGGCUACGACUGGACUUGGGGACACGGAACACCCGCAUACCUACACUCGAUGGGCCUUAAUCCCUACGCCCCUCCCCCUCCUCCUCAGUACCAUGACCGACCGCCCCUCCCACCCAACACGUCAUCAACAUCGUCCUCCUCGCGAGAUGUGCCCGGAUCGACACCUAAGGUGGCCAUUCCACGGUCGCAAAGCUCAAGCAGUCAAUCUGAACGACGCCGGUCGGCGAGAGCCUGUGAACCCUGCCGACAGCGGAAGAUCAAGUGCGAUGGGAACAAACCGGCCUGCAGACAGUGUGUGGAGCAUGGCGUGAAGUGCACCUAUAUGGAUGUCAAGCGGGUGCGGGACCAGAAACAACUUGGGGCAUUGGCGAAGAAAGUCGAUCGCUAUGAGAAGCUGUUGGAAGACAUCGAGAUGGAGGUCGAGCCUCAGACGUCCAGGCGAAUUAGGAAGGCGAUAAAGACAUCGAAUCAACCUUACACCGGCGACGAAGCUUCUGACUCGGACGACGAUUCUGAAUCCAUCGGAUCCCUAGACAACAUUGACUUGGUUGAGGAAGACCUCAAUCGGAAUGAGAAGACGGUGGCGAUGGGGUUCUUUGGGAAGAACUCCGAGGUCUCGUGGAUGCAACGCGUUGAAGACGAGGCCAUGAGCCUCAGUCGCCAGUCCUCGGAAUCUAUCGACGCAAAAGACAACCCAGCUUCUUCCAGCCAGAGCUCCACCCACCGACCGGACUAUUCGAUCUCAACGCUCAAUUACCACCUCGAUGAUCUCAGCAUCCCGUUCCUGGAAUCGGUGGACCCCUACGCACUGCCGCCUAAGGAGCUGGCCGACCGGUUCUACGCGGCCUACUUGGAAUCCGUCAAUCCUAUUUACAUGGUAAUUCGACCGAAGACGUUCACCGAACAAUAUCAGAAAUUCUUCCGGGGACCGUCGCGUCCGCCACGCACGUGGCUCGCCAUCCUGAAUCUGAUCUUCGCCAUUGGAUGCCGUUAUCUGCGACUGGUCAACAACGCAGAUGACGGGGACCUGGAUGAUCUGGUGUAUCUGAACCGGGCUCGCAAACUGGCGUUGAGCGGGAACGUGCUGUUUGAGCAUGCCGAUCUCCAGCAGAUCCAGGUGGAAUCUCUGGCCGCUUUCUACCUCCUGUCGCUGGACCAGGUGAAUCGGGCUUUCAAGAUGUCCAGCUUGGCGUUCCGAUCCGCCCUGUCGCUCGGGAUCAACCUUCGCUUUGUGGAUGACCGGACGCAGAAUGCCUCGAAGGAAGCCCGCAGCCGCCUCUGGUGGGCCAUCUACAUCUUCGAGCACCUGCUCACCUCGAUCACUGGUCGGGUGUCCUGCGUCGGAGAGGGUGUCACUGCGACUCCGCUGCCCGUUCCAUUCGAUGAAGACAAUUUCAGCCGACCGGAGGCGCUUUGCCUGCUUCAGGACACGCCGCUGCGGGCGAGCCGUCUCAAGAUGACGCUCUUCCAGACCCCCGAGGAAGGCAGAACCACUGCCGAGUGGCUGGCCACCUGCCCUCCGAGCCCGUCACUGCUCUUCUAUUGCAUCUCUGACCUGUCCAGCAUCAUGCAGGCCGUUAUCAACAAGGUCUACAGCCUCCAGGGAUUGCGGGACCGAGCCAGUCAGGUCGAACAGCGCAUCCGAAAGUCCGCCGCCACCUUGGAAACCUGGCUGUCCAAGGUGCCCAAAGUCUACCGAUUUACCGAGUCGCAUAGCGAUCGGCUUCACAUUCCCGAGCACGGUCCGUUCCUGCGAGAACGUGUUUACCUCGCGUUUUCGUUCUACAGCGCUAAAAUCGGCCUUUGCCGACCCUGUCUCUCGCAUUCCAACAUGAAGCCCGACGUCGCCGAAGAGCCGACCCGUCGCGCGCGUCUGCGUACCGACAUGGCUCUUACCUGCCUGCGAUCCUCCUGCUCGCUAAUCUCCAUCUUUCCCGAUGAACCGGAUAUCUUCUGGCUCGCCCGGAUCGCGCCCUGGUGGAGUGCCCUUCAUUUCAUCAUGCAGGCGACGACCGCACUUCUGCUGGGGCUGACGUGCUGGCCGAAAGUUGAAAUGGAAGAUCGGAUGCUCACCGAGUGGCAAACGAUCGACAAGACGAUGAUGCUCGCGUCCACCCGAAAGGCCUUCCAAUGGUUGUACGCGAUGAGCGAGAAGAACACCGCCUUUCGACGUGCUUUUAUUACCUGCGAUAGUUCCCUCCGUCGAAUCGCCCCGAGUCUGGGCCUCGACAUUAGUGAUUUUCCCGAUGGCAGUUCGCUUUCCCCGACGGAUGGCAACAUCCUUGGUGGGGAGAAUAUCGGACUUGAUUUUUUGGAUCUUUAA
This is a messenger RNA of Aspergillus melleus, 2421 nucleotides long. RefSeq lists its product as uncharacterized. Gene Ontology annotation, biological process: DNA-templated transcription; regulation of DNA-templated transcription. The transcript is spliced from 2 exons. The record is from RefSeq and is a predicted model, not a curated record. Gene Ontology annotation, molecular function: DNA-binding transcription factor activity, RNA polymerase II-specific; zinc ion binding; DNA binding. Bases 1 to 2421 code for a protein of 806 amino acids. Lineage: Eukaryota; Fungi; Ascomycota; Eurotiomycetes; Eurotiales; Aspergillaceae.